Molecule: messenger RNA, 864 nt
Organism: Cylindrotheca closterium
Lineage: Eukaryota; Bacillariophyta; Bacillariophyceae; Bacillariales; Bacillariaceae
Source: the annotation of a GenBank genome assembly
AUGAUGCCUCUCCGACUUAUAGUCUUUCUGUCGUUUGUAUCCUACAUCCAAGCAUCUGCAAUAUCAUCCGCAACCUCGUAUAGACGACAAAGCGCCCGAAACAGGACAACCAGAGGUGCUGAAGCCACCCAGCAACCGUGCAAUGGGGAAUCCACAUUUCAAAGCCCUAGAAAGGCAUGCAAGUAUUACGUUUGGGACCUUCGUUCAGCGUUGUUAUACCGAUGGUGCCAUCACCUAUUGAAGGACCACGUUUACGAGGGCCGGGGAGGGAAAAAAUUUGUCCGCUUCGAGUCAAACAGUAUCCUACAAUUGCUUUAUCCUUGCAGUCGCUAUGCUCCAAACAGAUGCCUAGUGUGUGGUGGCAGCUUCUCGGAUCACUUGGAACUCUGGUGGUCGAAGCACUUGUACACACCUUGGGAUUUAUGUAUGGACAGAACAUACAAGGAAGGAGAGGUGAUAAUGGAGGAAGACACAACCAAGUCCCGAAGAGGCCGCAACAAGCAAACCUCGCCUCUAAUUGUAUCACCACCAAGAUAUGCCUUUCACAAGCAGUAUGUUCAAGAUGUGAGUGAUUUGAUGAAGGGGGCAACUACUUUACAGGAACAAAAGAAACUACUAAAGGACAAGUUGGAAUCAUCGAGAAAAGGUGACAAAAAGAAAGCACUGGUUCAACAACGUCUGACAAGGUUUCCCGAAUACGGCGUUGCCUACUUGACUCCUCAAAAACCAAAAGAGAACCCAUCUAGAAAGGGCAAACGAUCUUCUUUCACUCUUGAAUUUGCAAGAGCUCUUUGCUUGCUCCGGCUUGAGGGUCUAGUUGCUGAUCAAGAGUAUGAAAACGCGGUACUAAAAAACGCUAUUUGA